CACCACUGAGGAACGGAUAAUCAAUGUGAAAACCAUCUUUGCUCUCUAUUGGCUGUAUUUACUGUCGUCGAGCCGUCUGCAUUUGCGCGUCUUUGAUAAACAGAUUCGAUAGACACGCAGUCUUUCUCACACCGCCCUCCAAGACGCCGUCAUGGCAACCCCGCUGGCUCAACCUACAGAGCCAUCUGCGACUCCGACUGUCGCAACGGCGAAGCCGAUUCACAGCCUCGUUCUUGAUACCGGUCCGCUGAUCAAGAACGAUCCUCCUGCCAGUGUCCUCAUCGCCAAGGCCGAAAAGCUCUACACCCUUCCCAACAUCAUUAGCGAAAUCCGCGACGUUGCGACCCGAUCUCGAGUUGAAACAACGCUGUUGCCAUUCGUCACCCUGCGGUCCCCUAGGCCCGAGAGCUUAAAGUUCAUUGCAGACUUUGCGAAAAAGACUGGUGAUUAUGGAGUACUUAGCAGACCAGACAUGGAGGUGCUUGCACUGGGAUACGAGCUGGAAUGCGAGAGGAACGGAGGCGACUGGAGACUGAGGAAUACACCGAGCCAGAAAGGAUUGAAUGGCAAGCCGCAACAGGAUAAGCCGACGGAGGAAGCACAAGAAGAACCAGCUCCAGCGGAUGGAGCUCAACAGAUCACCGAACCCGAAGAGACGCCAGAAGCCGCAGACGAACAAGAGAAUGCCCAGUCAGAGCCACAUGCCGGGGCCAGCCUCAACAAUGACAUGCAGAACCUCAGUCUGGAAGCCUCUGGCAACAGUGAAGAGCAACCCACACCGACUGGGGCAACGGAAGCUGUCGAAGAAACUCAAGAUUCUUCCCCGGUUGCACAGCAGCCUGAAGAGGUUCCAGAGGAGUCUGACGAUGAGGGCUGGAUCACUCCGUCCAACCUCAAGAAGCAGCAAGCCAUUGACUCUGGCGCGGCUGGCACUAAUGACAAAGCCCCUCCUAAAAUUCUGCAGGCUGCCAUCCUGACCUCAGAUUAUGCCAUGCAGAACGUCGCCUUGCGUAUCAAUCUCAACCUCGUCACGCCCUCCUUCUCUCGCAUCACGUAUCUCAAGACGUGGGUCCUGCGGUGCCAUGGCUGCUUCAACAUCACCAAGGAUAUGAACAAGCAGUUUUGCCCCAAGUGCGGCCAGAGCACUCUUACAAGGACAAGUUGCUCAACGGACCAACACGGCAACUUCAAGAUCCAUCUCAAGCAAAACUUCCAGUGGAACAACCGCGGAAAUGUCUUCAGCGUGCCAAAGCCGGUCCACGGCAGUGCCAACGGAAGACUGCCGAAGAACGUUGGUGGCAAGAAUGGCUGGGGCAGAGACCUGAUCUUGGCUGAGGACCAGAAGGAGCACGUCAAGGCACUGGAUGACCAGCGGAGACAGAGGAAGAAGGAUUUGAUGGACGACGAUUUCUUGCCUGGUUUGUUGACGGGCAAUAGAUCGGGAGCAGGCAACAGGAUCAAGGUUGGUGCAGGACGUGCUGUGAACUCUAGGCGGAAGCGGUAGAUGGUGAGAAGCUGGCUACGGUUAUUAUGGGAAUAAAAAGGAGAUGCAGAAGUGAAUAUCCAUCAUGAUUGUAUGAAUUUAUAGAGCACACACAUCCAGAAAAAAAAGGCUAAAAAAAAAAAAGAUCAUAGCAGAG
Trichoderma virens Gv29-8 is the source of this 1640-nucleotide messenger RNA. RefSeq lists its product as uncharacterized. The transcript has a single exon. Bases 152 to 1504 code for a protein of 450 amino acids. Gene Ontology annotation, cellular component: preribosome, small subunit precursor. Gene Ontology annotation, biological process: ribosomal small subunit biogenesis; maturation of SSU-rRNA. Gene Ontology annotation, molecular function: RNA endonuclease activity. The record is from RefSeq and is a predicted model, not a curated record. NCBI's taxonomy places the organism in Eukaryota, Fungi, Ascomycota, Sordariomycetes, Hypocreales, Hypocreaceae.